Molecule: messenger RNA, 1434 nt
Organism: Cotesia glomerata
Lineage: Eukaryota; Metazoa; Arthropoda; Insecta; Hymenoptera; Braconidae
Product: DNA repair protein XRCC1-like
Exons: 3
Coding region: 200-1300 (366 amino acids)
Biological process (GO): base-excision repair; single strand break repair
Cellular component (GO): nucleus
Molecular function (GO): damaged DNA binding
Source: RefSeq, a predicted model, not a curated record
AAAACUUGUAAAAAAAUUAUUAAAAUUAAAAACACUAUACCAAAGUAUUAAAAAGUAUCAAGUGAGGAAGAUAAUUAUUAAAUAUUAUUUUAAUAAAAUUAAUCAAGUGACCAGGUGUUUAAAAAUAACUACUAUUGAGGUUAUGUCAUAGCACAUUCAUCAAAAUAUACAACAAUUAAUCAAUAAGGAACAAAUAUCAAUGAUUAUAAAAUUAGAAAAAAUAAUAAGCUGCUCGUCAGAGCACCCUUCGUACCCGGCGUCGAACCUUCUAUGCAAGCCAUCACCAGGUCCAUGGAAAUGUGCGAAAUCUGGAGAAAUGCUUGCAGAAGUAGUAUUCGAGCUACCAGAGGCUUCAUGCAUAACUGGUAUUAAUAUUGGUAAUUACAGGUCCUGUUUGGUGAUCAUCACUGCUGCGACUUUUCAGGAGCCAGACAAAUGGGUGUUCAUAUUGAACCACCAGUUCAUGACCCGCGACGAGGCAGUAAAUAACAAAUUCAAGGACAAGGUCCUGGUGUUUACCAAAAAGGAGCUUAAUCCUGAUACUGUUGAUAGGAAAUUUGAUAGGGUGAAAGUCACCUGCAUGCAGCCUGCUAAUUUGAAAGAAUUAUUCGGGCUAGCUUCCAUCACUCUUAUAAAUUCUGGUAAUAUUAAAGAUGAUGAUGAUGAUAAAAGGAAUGGUGGUAGUAAUUUUGAUGAUAAUAAUCAUGAAAAAAAUAGGCUGAGUGGUGAUGAAAUAGAUGAUGAACAGGCUUCUACUUCAGAAGUUGAUCGAAGUAAUUUGACCAAGGAUAAAAAUAAGUGUCCAAUUUGCUCGAGAAAUCCGGAUGAAUUGUGCAAGACUUGUAAGAAAUUGUCUGCUCCACGUGACAAUUCACCACUAGUGAAGGAAACUAAGACUAGAGAGUCUAAGUCUAGAGUAAAGAAAGAGUUUUCAAAGCUGAUGAGGGACGUAAGGUUCUCUUUGAGCGGGUACGUCAACCCUCAGCGGGAUGAAAUCAGAAAGAAAGCACUAAAAAUGGGGGCUAAGUAUGUCUCUGAUCCUAAUACAAGAGACAAUAAAUGUACGCAUUUAAUAUGUGCUUUUAAAAACACGCCAAAGUACCAGCAGCUUCGCGGUCAUGCGAAAAUUGUUUCUAAGGAUUUUAUUGAGGAAUGUUUUGAUCACAAAAAGAGGUAUCCUUGGAGAAGAUAUGCAUUGAGUAGCAGUGACAGGAGAGCUGCUGAAAGUGAAGAAGAAGUUGAAGCAUCAACUUCAAGACCAGCGAAUCCUUAUGAACAGGAUACUGAUUCAGAUGAUUAACUAAUAAUAAAAAUUAUUAGACUCAAGUACCUUGCUAGAAAAUUAACAGAUGUUAUUUACUAAGAUUAAAGUUUUUUAUUGAUUAAUACUGAAUUUAACAGACAGCUAAAAAAUUUUUACAGUCUUACAACAAU